ACCCGUCGUUUUCGCGCCAAAAGUUGGGCGCGCAUUGUCUGCUCCCGCGCUAAUCCACCAGUCUUGUUAACAAGCGAUGGCUGGUUUCGACGACGGCGGAGUCUUCUUCAGCGACAACUUCAGCUCGGAAAGCACUCAGGAUGACAGCCAGGUCAACCUGCAGGCCGUGAAGCGUCGCUUCCGCGACUUCCUGCGGAAAUUUCACGAAGGAAACUUCAACUACCGUUACAGAGACCAACUCAAGCAGCACUACAACAUGGGCCAGUACUGGCUCGAAGUGGCCGUGGAGGACAUCUCCAGCUUUGACGAGGUGCUCGCCGACAAGCUGAGCAAGCAGCCAACCGAGCACCUGCCUUUGCUGGAAGAAGCGGCCAAGGAAGUAGCGGAUGAGGUGACCAGACCGCGCCCCGAAGGAGAGGAGGAUGUUGCCGACAUACAAGUGCUGCUCAAGUCGGAAGCUCAUCCCGUCCCCAUGCGCGAGAUUAAGUCUGACCAAGUUUCCCGGCUUGUCAAGGUCCCGGGCAUUGUGAUUGCUGCGACCGGAACCAAGGCCAAGGCAACCAGCAUCACCCUGCAGUGCCGUUCGUGUCGAGAGACUGUGCCCAACGUGUCAGUCAGGCCUGGCCUUGAAGGCUAUGCCCUGCCACGCAGAUGCAACAGCGAUCGUGCUGGGCAGCCCAAGUGUCCCGUAGAUCCGUUCUUCAUUGUUCCCGACAAGUGCAAGUGCGUUGACUUUCAAGUGCUCAAGCUGCAGGAGGUUCCCGAAGAGGUGCCCUAUGGCGAAAUGCCUCGACACCUCCAGCUAUACUGCGACCGGUACCUCUGCGAACGUGUUGUGCCUGGCAACAGGAUUACAGCCAUUGGCGUCUACUCGAUCAAGAAGACUGGCCGUCCAAACAAGAAAGGACCUCAAGAGAAGUCAAACAUCGGCAUUCGCGCACCAUACCUUCGAGUCGUGGGCAUUGCCGUGAACACGGAGGGCGCGGGUAGAGUCGGGGGCACCAUGCUGACACCCGAUGAAGAAGACAUGUUUCGCCACCUGGCGAGUAGCCCCAACAUCUAUGAGCGCAUUGCCAGCAGCAUUGCGCCGUCCAUCUACGGAUUUGCCGAUGUGAAGAAGGCCAUCGCAUGUCUGCUCUUUGGAGGCUCCGUGAAAAGGCUUCCAGAUGGUCUGAGGCGGCGAGGUGAUAUCAACUUACUUCUUCUUGGCGACCCCGGUACUGCCAAGAGUCAGCUGUUGAAGUUUGUGGAACGCGUGGCCCCCAUUGCUGUGUACACCUCUGGUAAAGGCAGCAGCGCUGCCGGUCUCACAGCCUCUGUCAUCAGGGACCCAUCCACUCGCAGCUUUGUCAUGGAAGGUGGCGCGAUGGUGCUGGCUGACGGCGGUGUCGUCUGCAUCGACGAGUUUGACAAAAUGCGAGAGGAUGACCGAGUGGCCAUCCACGAGGCUAUGGAACAACAGACCAUCUCGAUAGCCAAGGCUGGCAUCACAACCACCCUCAAUUCUCGUUGCUCUGUACUCGCGGCAGCCAACAGCGUGUUCGGCCGCUGGGACGACUUGAAGGCGAGCGAGAACAUCGACUUCAUGCCUACCAUCCUCUCACGUUUCGACAUGAUUUUCAUUGUGAAGGAUGUGCACGACGAGAAGAGAGACUCGACACUUGCCAAGCACGUGAUUGGUAUUCACAUGAACGCUGAGCCAACUGCCGAGAAGACGCAAGAAGGAGAGUUGAGCUUGAGCGUGCUCAAGAAGUACAUCUCCUUUUGCCGAGACAAGUGUGGGCCGAGGCUGUCUGAUACUGCAGCUGAGAAGCUCAAGAACCGCUACGUCAUGAUGAGAAAUGGAACUCGAGAACACGAGCAAGAAUCAGUCAAGAAGUCGAACAUACCGAUCACUGUCAGGCAGCUGGAGGCUAUUGUGCGUAUUGCUGAAUCCCUGGCCAAAAUGCAGUUACAGCCAUUUGCUACCGAGUGGCACGUAGACGAGGCACUGAGACUCUUUCAGGUUUCGACACUGGACGCUGCACUGUCCGGAGACCUUUCCGGUGCCGAAGAGUUCCAGACACAAGAUGAACAUGAAAUGCUUCUGCGCAUCGAAGGACAGAUGAAGCGUCGCUUUGCUAUUGGUUCUCAGGUCUCGGAGCACAGCAUCGUGCAAGACUUUGUCAAACAGAAAUAUCCUGAGCGCGCCAUCUACAAAGUGCUUCACUACAUGAUUCGACGAGGGGAGAUCCAACACCGCAUGCAGCGGAAGAUGCUCUAUCGCAUCAAGUAGCUACAUCGUGUCGUGGAAGACUGUUUCUUAUAUACUUACUCUUAUUUUUUGUAAAUAAGCUCUUUUAAUUGUGCUGUUUGUACUAUAUACAACGAAUAAAUUGCACAGAAUUUCUCAAACCC
Rhipicephalus microplus (southern cattle tick) is the source of this 2397-nucleotide messenger RNA. RefSeq names its product Minichromosome maintenance 5 (gene Mcm5). Gene Ontology annotation, molecular function: ATP binding; single-stranded DNA binding; 3'-5' DNA helicase activity. Gene Ontology annotation, cellular component: nucleus; MCM complex. NCBI's taxonomy places the organism in Eukaryota, Metazoa, Arthropoda, Arachnida, Ixodida, Ixodidae. The record is from RefSeq and is a predicted model, not a curated record. Gene Ontology annotation, biological process: DNA replication initiation; DNA replication; double-strand break repair via break-induced replication.